AUGCUCCCCCAAGUGGCACCCAUAGAAGCUAAUCUCUUUGAUUACAAGGAAGUGUCAUGUACAAUGGAUCCUGAAUGUGCAGUGGAAAAUUUUUCAUCUUUGGAAGAAAAUGUUCCCGAUUAUAAGGAAGGAUCAUCUGCCAUGGAUCCUAGCUGUGCAGUGGAAAAAUUAUCAGUCUCUUUGAAAUCAUGUGAGCCCUUUUGUGUAAUUAAUACCGAUUUUUCUAAGAGUUUGGUUGCGCCAGAUGUUUCAGGCACCGAUGUUCUUGAUAGUGCUUUCAAUUGUGUCCACAUAACUGAGUUGUCUGGUCAAAGAGAUAAUGAAGUGAAAGAUAUUGAUACAGUGGAUGAUGAUUUUGAGAGAAAAUUUUCUAGUACUAAAUGUUCAUCUUAUCGAAAUAGGGGUAUGAGCAUGGGUAGAUUGAAACAGAACACUCGGGCCAAAAAAGAUGCCAGAAAUUGCAGGAGAACAGCUAACAAGAAAGCAGUAUUAGAAGUUGUUUCCUUGAAGGUCGCAAGAAAGAGAAGAAGCUGUAUCUCCAGAACAGCUCAUUCGUCUGCAUGGGGAUCGUUGGGGAGUAUUGCACAUGUUUUUGAGCAGAAUACUGGGCUCAAUGAUCUUGAUAAGAAAAAAAAAUCACAAAAAGAUAGGAGUGGUCCGGGAGGCGUAAAGCAGGACAAGAAUCAGACAGUUCGGUGCCCUCAGAGGUCUAGUGGAAAAAACUGUGCUUCAACUGGUCGCAUCCGUUUGAAGAUCAAACUGGGGAAAGAAGCAUAUCAAAAUUGCCUGAUGGAUGUGAUUCCUGUUAUUGAUAAUGUUCAUGAAGAAUAUUAUGCUACUGGGAUUGCAUGUCCCAAAUUGAUUGAGGGCAUUGAAGAUAAAUUGGAGGAAGAGGUGCCCAAGCUUUCAGGGUUCCCCUGUUGUAAUGUUAACCUGGAGAAGACAGUAUUGUUGUCAGAUGCUUCUGUUUCAGAUGUAUGCCUUGCAGAUAAGAAUGUUGUCAAUAAGUCAGCUGGAAACAUUGCAGAUAAUAAUCAUGGAUUACCCUCCCAGGAAGAGGUUGAAGAAUUGGUAGUAACCCUUGACAACAGUUGCUUGGAUACUGGAACUUCACCUGAUUCUGAGGUCAUCAACAUGGUUACAGAUGCACAAAUCAGUGGAAAAACUGUUGGAGAUUUGCAUGAUGUGUUAAUUUCCUCCCAGGAAUAUGAUGCUUCUGGUGAUGUUACAAGUUUCAGUCCAUCACAGAUGAGCAGUAAGAAAGGAAAUAAGCAAGAUAAGCUCCAUCAGGCAGGUAAUUGCAGUGUUGAAGGUAAACUAUUGAGUCCCAAGGUCAUAAACAGUGCCGAAGUGGUUGAUGAACACAGACUGCUAGAGAAAAUGGGAGAUGGCUCUUGCUGUAGUGAGGCUUCAAUUUCAACUUCGACUGAGAAUGCUUCUGGAAACACAUCGAGCAGUGAAAAUUUUUCUAGGAAAUCGCUGCAGCAGUCAAGAGUGACCGAUCUGGGAGCCUCAUGUGAGACUCUGAAAGUUGAAAAUGGUACAAAAGUUGAUCUUUGUUCCAGGAUUGGUGUUGGGCUUGAGUCAUCAGAGUCACAGAUAUCUGAUAAGUUGCCCCCUAGUAGUAAUCCCGGGGGUCGAAAACUUCCCAACAGCUUAAGAUCAUGGGGCACGGCCAAUUGCAGGUCAGACCUCCCUGAUUCAGCAAGCAGCAGAGGAAAUGCUCGUAAACAAAAGAAGAAUCCAGCAAAGCUAGUUAGUAAGCAUAAAGUCUUGGAGAAGGAUGAUACUAGUCAAGCGGUUUGCAAAGUGGAAGGGCAGCCAGAAACAGGAAAUCACACAUCAGAUGAUCUUGCGGACACUAAAAUUGUGAAGACAAGUUCAACUGGAGACAUUUGUAAUUUGGACGUGGUGCAAUGUAGUAUAGCAGAGCAAUAUACAAUCCCACGGAAUGCUUGGGUACUUUGUGAUGCCUGCUGUAAAUGGAGGCGUAUACCAGCUACACUUGCGGAUUCCAUUGGAGAAACAAAUUGCAGAUGGACUUGUAAGGAUAACAUGGAUAAAGACUUUGCUGACUGCUCAAUCCCUCAAGAGAAGUCAAAUGCAGAUAUUAAUGCAGAGUUAGAAAUAUCAGAUGCCUCUUGUGAUGAAGAUGCUCGUGAUACACGCAUUAAUUCUAAUAGAUUGGGACAAAAGCAGUCAACAGUUGUUCAGAAGUCAUCUUGGAUGCUUAUCAAAUCAAAUUUGUUUCUAAGUCGGAGCCGCAAAAGUCAAACCAUUGAUGAGAUAAUGGUUUGCCAUUGCAAACCACCUUCAGAUGGCCGAAUGGGUUGUGGGGAUGGAUGCCUAAAUCGGAUGCUUAAUAUUGAAUGUGUUCAAAGGGCCUGCCCAUGUGGAAAAUUUUGCUCAAAUCAACAGUUCCAGAAACGCAAGUAUGCCAAAUUGAAGUGGUUCAGAUGUGGAAAGAAGGGUUUUGGGUUGCAGUUGCUAGAAGAUAUCUCUAAAGGACAAUUUCUCAUUGAAUACGUUGGAGAGGUGCUUGAUAUGCAUGCUUACGAGGCACGACAAAAAGAAUAUGCUUCAAAGGGCCAUAAACAUUUUUACUUCAUGACAUUGAAUGGCAACGAGGUAAUAGAUGCAUGUGUGAAAGGGAAUUUGGGACGUUUUAUAAACCACAGUUGUGACCCCAAUUGCCGUACAGAAAAGUGGAUGGUGAAUGGAGAAGUUUGCAUAGGACUUUUUGCAUUAAGGGAUAUCAAGAAGGGUGAAGAGGUGACAUUUGAUUACAAUUAUGUACGGGUGUUUGGGGCAGCUGCCAAAAAAUGUGUCUGUGGGUCAUCUCAAUGCCGGGGCUAUAUAGGUGGUGAUCCACGAAAUUCUGAAGUUAUUGUUCAGAGUGAUUCAGAUGAAGAAUAUCCAGAACCUAUUAUGGUCCGUGAAGAUGGUAAAACAGAUGAGAACUUGGACAAUGUAAUACGAGCAACCAGUUCCUUUGAUGGUAUGAAUAUGCAAACUGCAGCGAAUUCAUCGAAAAAUGAAGAUGAAUUGCCUGAACCUGCAACUGAUUUCAGACAAUUGGAGACUACCAUAAAAAUGCAUAUCAGAGAAAAUUUGGUAAAAUGGAAUGAUGAAACAGAUAACUCAGCUGCCGCUGUUGGACGCAAGAAGAUUACAACUACAAAGGAAAACGCCCCAAACAAAUUUGCAUCUGCUGCUUCAAAAUGGGACAGUGCUGCGAUUGAGGACUCAGAGGAACAGUUGCCAAUUUCUGUUCAACCAAUAGUAGUUUCUCCACAACCAGAUGAUGUAAUGAGUGAGACCAUGUCUGCAGCUCAGCGAAAAGUUUCUGUGGCAGAGAAAUGUACAAAGAAUUCCUUGUCAGUUCAAAGAUUGGAGGCUUCUGCUCUGACCACAAUGCAUGACAAAUCAUUAUCUGAUACAAAUGAUACUAAGAAGGAGUCCAAACCUGACACUGAGGAAGACAGGAAUGUUUUCUCAAAAUCCUAUCCUCGCAUGAAAACUUCUCGCUCAUCAUCUUCUGUUAAGAAGGGAAAAACAAAGAUUAAUGCCACGAAUGCCAACAAACCUCCGAAUAUGGACAGCAGGCCACAUGUGCUACCCUUCAAAUCCAAAAAACUUUUGGAAGGUUCUUUAAAUGACCGUUUUGAAGCAGUUCAGGAGAAACUGAAUGAGCUGCUAGAUUCUGAUGGGGGAAUAAGCAAACGGAAAGAUGCAUCCAGAGGCUACUUGAAGCUUCUUCUUCUAACUGCAGCUUCAGGGGAUAAUGGCAAUGGUGAAGCAAUUCAGAGCAAUCGAGAACUUUCUAUGAUCCUUGAUGCACUUCUGAAAACAAAAUCACGAACAGUUUUGGUGGAUGUAAUCAAUAAGAAUGGUUUGCAAAUGCUACACAACAUAAUGAAGCAGUACAGAAGGGAAUUCUAUAAGAUUCCAAUUCUUCGAAAGCUUGUGAAGAUCUUAGAAUAUUUGGCUGUGAGGGAAAUACUUACAUUUGAGCACAUUAAUGGAGGUCCCCCUCGUCCUGGAGUGGAGAGCUUUAAGGAGUCGAUGCUCACAUUGACAGAACACACCGACAAGAAGGUACUAUCUAUAAGCUGACUUCUUAUGCAUGGUAUGUUGUUGGGGUUGAAUUAAUAUAUGCUUUUGAAGUACAUAUCUUGGUUCAAGAUGAAUUGGUACAGUCCAAAUCAGAAAAGGGAAACAGAAAUUAUCUGGUUUUGUUGAAAUUUAAUUCUUUUUUCUUUUGUGUGUCUUUUAGAUUAUCAAAUAUUUGCAGGCUCAAAGAUUGUCAAUAUCGGUCAUCUCUAUUGUUUCCCUGAAUUUUGCGAACAAGAUUGAUUCACAUGCCUUAACCUUCUCUCUUUUCUUUUUCCCCCUUCGUUUCCAAAUUUUUUAUUUUUCUGCCUCUCUUUUCUUUUUUAUUUGGGGAUUUUCUUGUGGGUUGGGGGUGGAGGGUGGAGGACUAUACAGUUGACCAAAAAAGGAAUAAGAUGUAGUAAAAUGUUUGGUGAUAGAACUUUUUUUAACUAGAGAAAGCAAGUUCUGAAAGACGAGGUCCAUAACAAAAACAUAAGAAGUUCCUUACACUUCAGGGAGGGUAUGAAGACUUAACAGUUGUGUUUCCUCCCCAAGCAAGGUAAUCUGCCCCACUGUAACAUACUUUUUGGUAAGUCCUUUGGUUAAGAGAACCAGGACUACAAGAACCCAUUUGAUUGCACUUGAUGAACUCUUUUGAUUUUUCCAUAGACAUGGAUUGACGAUGAAAAAUCUUCAACCAACAGUGGUCUAUAUUGCCACAUUUUUGAACUGCUGAAAAUCAGCUCCAUCAAGUUGCCAUAUUGAAUUUGAUCUCAAUCAUUGAUGCAAGCCCCUCUAAAUACUUCUGAAUUAGUUAACAAUCAGUGCUUUAUCAUAAGCUCGAUUUCAUGCAAUUCUGAAGCCGACAUAAUUGUAUCUGCCAACAUGCUAUCUAAAAAUCAAUUGUAAUACUGGGUUCUGAGUAACCCAGAUUUCAGAGAGUUACACCAGAAGUAGGGUUAUGUUCGAUAGGCUUUUGAGAGAAGCCCUCAAUCAAUUGUGAUUGUACUCUCAGGCACACCUCAAAUAGCUGGGUGAUUGAAGCCUAUAGAGAUGGUAGAAGAAUCGUUUCAUUCAUCUUUUUUUUUUUUAAUUGGAUUGCUUGUUGAUGGUUCCAACUAAUAUUUCUGACCAAAUCUUUUGAAUUUAGAAUAACAAAAAAACUCCACUUCAAAGGAUUUUUACCAUCUCCUUGUUACCGAAAACUUCAAAAUUUCAUGGAAGGAGACUGAUUUCUUGGUAGUAACUAGACUAAUUAUGGAAUGAUGAAAGAGUCAUUGCUUUUGGGAAUGGAAAGGUUUGAUGCUUGUCCUUAACAACCCAUUUUCCCUUUUGUGUUUGGGCUGUGGAUUUCUUGGUCAGUUGACCUUGAAAGGAGUUUCCCUUAUCAGCUGGAAAUAAGAUUUGGGUUUGAUCUCC
Ilex paraguariensis (yerba mate) is the source of this 5514-nucleotide messenger RNA. NCBI's taxonomy places the organism in Eukaryota, Viridiplantae, Streptophyta, Magnoliopsida, Aquifoliales, Aquifoliaceae. The record is from the annotation of a GenBank genome assembly.